CAAAUUUCUGGGGGGAAUGAAUUAGAAUUUUCCGAAAUUGGAUUGUCGUGGUGGUAUAUAAAUUCUCCUCUUCCAUAAUAAAACCCUAAAAACAAUUACUAUUCGAUCUUCUUCUCCGUCAAUCGUAUUUUUUUCAGUUGCAGUUAUGGAAUCAUCAAGACGUGUCGAUAUUCUCACUGCGGCUACUAAAGGAGAACUUAACGGACUUAAGAAAUUACUUGCAAAAUGUGAUGAUGGAAGAGGAUUAGCAACCACUGUGAGGAAUGUAAAAGAUGAUAAUGGAGUAGGAGUUAUUCACUUUGCUGCUAUAGAAGGAAAGUUAAAUGUUCUCAAGUACUUGAUUGAGGAAUUGGGACUUGAUGUCAAUACCAAAGAUGAAAAACGUGAUUCUCCGUUGUUACAUGCAACACUGGAUGGGAAUAUAAACACUAUUGAAUAUCUACUUGGAAAGGGUGCUGAUCCUAAGUCAUCUAACUUCAAAGGUUAUACUCCUUUGCAUGCCGCUGCUGAAAAAGGAUAUACGGAGAUACUUACCAGAUUACUUUCAAAAGGUGUUAAUGCAAAUGCUUUAAGUGAAAUUGGCACACCCUAGUUAUCGCUGCUAAUUUCGGCCAAUUCGAGGGGUUACUGAUUUUGUUGGAUCACAAUGCAAAUCCUAAUUUGUCUCCUGGCUGUUCGUU
Messenger RNA from Papaver somniferum (opium poppy), 680 nucleotides. Its product is annotated as 26S proteasome non-ATPase regulatory subunit 10-like. The record is from RefSeq and is a predicted model, not a curated record. Gene Ontology annotation, molecular function: protein binding. Lineage: Eukaryota; Viridiplantae; Streptophyta; Magnoliopsida; Ranunculales; Papaveraceae. Bases 146 to 592 code for a protein of 148 amino acids. The transcript has 5 exons.